Messenger RNA from Oncorhynchus keta (chum salmon), 778 nucleotides. RefSeq names its product hsp90 co-chaperone Cdc37-like. Gene Ontology annotation, biological process: protein stabilization; protein folding. The record is from RefSeq and is a predicted model, not a curated record. Gene Ontology annotation, molecular function: heat shock protein binding; protein-folding chaperone binding. Gene Ontology annotation, cellular component: cytoplasm. The transcript is spliced from 3 exons. Lineage: Eukaryota; Metazoa; Chordata; Actinopteri; Salmoniformes; Salmonidae. The coding region runs from base 31 to 378 and encodes 115 amino acids.
GUGAAAUAUGAGGCAUUGGUGAGGUUCAAAAUGAAAAGAAUAAACUCAUUGUUAAAGGCUAUGGAGGAGUAUGAGGAGGAGGAGAGACAGAACAGACUGGGGCCAGGUGGACUGGACCCUGUGGAAGUCUACGAUACUCUGCCAGAGGAAAUGAAGAAGUGUUUUGAUGAUAAAGACAUCUCAAUGCUGCAGGAAGCUAUCAGCAAGAUGGACCCCAUGGAGGCAAAGGGCCACAUGAAGAGGUGUAUUGACUCAGGACUCUGGGUUCCCAACGCCAAUACCGACAACGAAGAGGACAAGGAAGAAGAAGACGAGGAAGAGGACAAAGAAGAUGAGGAAGAAGCAGAGAAGGAGGGAGAGGCGGAGGAGGAGAAAUGACUCUGUCAUGAAUUGAACCCUUCCUUUAGACUUUUGACCUUUUCAGACCUAGCUACACCCUUUACUAGCGUUAGCUUGUCUUAUUGAAAACAUGCUGUGAAGAUGCUAACUUCCCUAGCGUUAAUUGGGCUAGUAUCGCUAGCAUUAGCCUGACCCAUUGAAAACCUGCACCGGGCCAGUAUUUACAAAGAGUCAGCUCUAGGAUCAGAUUCCCCUCUCCAAUCCUGACGUUAACCAUUUGUGGAAAAUGUUAAACUUCAUCCUGCUCCAGUUUCUACCUAUAGUCCCUUUCUCCAUGACCCCAUCUUUAUAUUAACCCCCCCCCCCCAUCUCACUUCUACCCAUAGUCCCUUUCUCCAUGACCCUAUCUUUAUAUUAACCCCCCCUCACCUCACUUCUA